GGAUUUGUCUCCUAAUUGACAGAAGGGUUUGAAACGUGUAGAAGAACAAGUUAGAGAGACUGAGUUUGUGAUUGAAAAAGGAAACAAAAAAAUGUUAAGGACAAAAUUGGUUUUCGUAUUUGGAUUGGUUCUUGUGUUGGUGGGUGCCCAGCAAGAGCCAGCCGCAAGGCCAAGACCUUCUCAAACUCCAAGAUCAUCGGGAAGCUACAGUGAUUUCCCAGGCUCACUUGUGGCCAACAAUCCAGUACAAACAAACAAUGGUCAAAGUAAAGUAGGACCUACGAGUAUUCCUUCUCGUGUAGUUAAACAGUUUGCUGGAUCUAUAGUUAUUCCAGCAUCAUCGAGUAGCUACAGUUUGAUACCUAGUAAUGUUGGACCUAAAAGUGUUCCAAAACAAUCUAGUAGUUUCAGCGCUGUGCCAAAGUCUGUUCAAGGCAUACCAGUUUCAGCUGUCGCUGCAUCUGAACUGGCACAGGGCAUUGUGAAACCGAAACCGCCGCUUAAAACUGGGACAGACACGUGGACACCAAUGGGAUUCACUGGUAAUGGGAAAACUUAUGAGGCUGCAGCAGAAAGCAGUUCUCAACAAUUGCCAUAUGAUGCGAGCCAAAGUAAGCAAACGAUCGGGGAACAGAUUAUGCAAAGACAACAGAAACAACAACAGCAACAACCACCACAACAAUAUGACAUAUUCGGAUUUCCUGUCAAUAAUUCACCAGGAAUAUCGCAGCCUGAAGUCAUGUCAAAACCAGGUCUUCUUGAAAUUAUCACCCAUUCAAUAGAUGCUCAAAGAAACAGGCACCGAUAUCGUCGACAUGCUGCACGCAUCAACGCUAAUGGGAUAGUCUAUGAUAAGACUAAACACUUCCAUCCACCAAAACCACCAAAAGAGAUAGGACUUCCAGUGAAAAGACGACGACCACCCCCACCACCAGCAUUAAAAGAAGAAAUGUUCCAAAGUCAGUAUCAAACACAACAUGCAAGUGCUAAAUCUCAGUCAAGUUAUUCGAGUGUACAACCAAUCAAAGAAACUGCAAAACCAAAUAUAGAUAGUCAGAGUAAUAACAAGAAAGUAGUCGAUUCUGUAAUAAAGCAUAACCUAGCGCCGAGCCCAGUAACUCCAGGCACUACAAUGCCACCGCCAACAAAUGCUCCAGUACAACAAACACAAAAUAACGGAAAAGCGGGCACAGAAGCCCCGCAAGAAGCGGCAGCCAAUCAACAUGAAGUGGCAGAAGGUCCUACUGAAGCUCUACGUGCUGAGGCAGCUCUGGAACUUGAAGCAUUGCUAAAUUAUGCACAAUCAGCCCACGCUCAUAUGCAUGCGCACGAGCAAGCGCCGCACGAGCACACACAUGCGCACGAACAUCCAGAAGAAAUACAAACAGGUACUCCAGUUCCAACAAAAAAUGCAUACAAAGCAACUACAAAGACAAUUAGUACUAAGCCGCCUAAAGCCUACGGAUCACAAAGCACUAAAUCUUCUGCAAGUACCAAGGCAGACGCUAAUGGACCUCCUGCGGAAUUGGAAGCUAAGUUUAGUUCGAUGUUCAAUGCCUGGUACAAAGCAAAGUUCGGAACUUCGAAGACUACUAAGCCAACAACACCUGCUGCACCGAAAUACGCUACAGUAAAAAGCAACAAGCAAUCGAAGAAGACGUCUGCAAGCACGGGAUAUACAAAAACCAAGACGAUUGGCCCAAAAACAAACUCAGUCGACAAAAACGCAUUGUUCGAAGAGUUUAUGACAAUGUUUCAAGAUCAACUAUACGGAAACGAACCAGCGCCAACGACUGCACGCCCAACAAAGGCAAAAUAUGGUACACCAAGUCCAAAACCUACAAAGGCAAAAUAUGUUACACCAAGUUCAAAACCUACAAAGGCAAAAUAUGAUACACCAAGUCCAAAACCUACAAAGGCAAAAUAUGUUGCACCAAGUCCAAAACCUACAAAGGCAAAAUAUGGUACACCAAGUCCAAAACCUACAAAGGCAACAUAUGUCGCAUCGAAAGCGAAAACAGCAAAGACCACACGUGGAGUACCAAAUACAAAACCAACAAAACCUGCAUAUGUUGCAUCAAAAGCCAGCCCCACAAAAGCCAGUCCCAUACAACCAAAAUCAGGUUCAUCGGAGCCAGGUGCAACAAAAGUCAAAUUUGGCCCGCGAAAACCAGGCACAUAUGCAAAACCAACAACACAGAAAACCCCUGCAGCCACGGAAACGACAACUAUUAUAAUUGAUCCAACGAAAGUAGAGCUAGUUAAUAUGACACAUCCUGUAAACUUAUCACUUCCAUUGCCUGAACCAACAGGAACAGCUCCGCCUGCAACGAGCGUAGGAGAGCCACAUCCACACCCGCAUCCACAUCCACAUCAUUCUAGAAAAGUUAUUACUAGAAAACCCAAACCUAAAGUCACAGUUGGGACAACUACAAUGCGGCCUAUGGUCGACCCUGAUAUUCUAGCCGAUAUCAAUGAAGCUAGAGUUGCGCAAGGGUUACCUGAGCUCAAACCUAACCAAGUGGACGUACAAGGGAACCUUUUACCAUUUUACAAACGCCAAAUGAGGAUAGGAAGGUUACCGGCAAGACCCCAUCCUUUACACAAUCCAGGCGGAAUGCAAUACCAGCAACAAAUGAUGCACGAGCACCCACAUCAAUAUCAAAUGCCGCACCAACAUCAGCAUCCAGAGCCAGGACUGGGGUCAGGUUUUAACAGCUUUCCAAAUAUGUUAUACCCCCAUCUUACUAACAACGGGAGAGCUAUGACCUAUACACCUUUCCCGCGACCAAAGAUUCCCGCCGUGCCUGGUCCUGCACCAGAACCUAUUUCUGCACCAAAACCUGGUUCUAAUUCAUCAAAACCUCGUGCAGCAGUCCCACGGCAGGGUUCACUGAAUGUGGCACCACUACCAGCAGCGGAGUAUCCAUUGAAUCCCUUAGCAUUAUACUACUUUUUUAACGCGCUUAGCAAUAUGUUCCAAAAUCAACCACAACCUAGACCUGGUGGAGGAAGGACUAUGUACCAACAGCAACGCAGAAAUAUGCACAUAAAUGGACCUAACGGUUUAUACAACCAAAAUGGACCAAAUGGUUUGUACAACCAAAAUAAACCUAACAAUCGAAUGCUAGGUCCAAACGCAUAUAGCAAUGUAGGGCGCAGCCGCGCACCAAAUCAGCAACCAACGCGUACUAAUGGAAAUGGCGAACACAAUUUAGGAGACCCGCAUAGUCUUGACAUUCACCAUCAGGCCAUCCACAUGGAGGCCGGAAACGCAAUGACUCCAAAUCUUCACCGACAAGUUCACAGACUUUUAAGACACAGGCAACACUAUGCACAAAGACGUAAUAUGUAUGGCCCAAUGAUGCAAGGCCCCCCUGCAGUUACGGCGAAUCCGGCGAUGUUUGAUCCAGAUUUAUAUGCUGAUUAUCUGGAAGCACAACAGAAUGCACGAGCCGCAUUAGUUGGAUGAGGAGAACAGACUUAAAAUUAAACUGACAAGUAAAAACACCUUACUAAUGCCGUCAUCAUCUGUUCUGUGAUAUUAAUGACGUUAAACAACGCGUACAAUAUAUAUUUAGAAUAAGACAAUAUGUAGAAAAUGUUUUACGUGAGAAUACGACGUCAUCCCAAUAUUGAACUCUUCUGCUUGAGCAAAAAUACUGACUGAAAAAAAACAACAAUAUGUGAAGACGACCAGGUGCUUACCAAUGUCGGUUGUAAUGUCCCUUUCAUUCUGUGAUACUGUUUUGAAAUGCGUAUUAUCUCCCUUGUUGCUAUGUUAACUGCAUAUACCUUGAUAUAUAUACUUCACAAACACAUUCAACGAUCUGUAGGCUGUGUAAAUAUACUUCACUAGAUUAUAGUUAUUUAUUAUAUGUAAUGGCAUAGUGACACAAAAUUGGUGGUUUGCAGUGUUAUAUUCUUUCGUGUUGCAAUUUUACAAAAUGAGAUCUCAUAAAAUCAUUUACAAGGAAUGUUCUUUAUGUCUAAACUUGGGAACUUUGAAUCAUAGACGCAUUAGUUUAUGCAAACAUUUCUGCUGCUUACUAAAGAGGGUUGUCUAAAGUAACAUUAACAAAACAUAUCGCCGUUGCUUUUUUUCAUUUUGUGUGGAGCAAAGAAUGAUCUUUGUUCAACUACAGUGUCAACAAAACAUGAAUCUCGGAAUUUCAAAAUCACCUUAACCUAGUUUUAGCUCGCUAAAAUGACUGCUUACCUGUGACUAUGCAUGACCAAAGUCUUGCAAACGGCCAAGAGUGUUGUAAAAGGGUAUAUAUGUUUGCUGUUGUUGAAAUGGUUCUGUUUGUCGCGUUUGGAAAAGGAAGCGCUGAUGCCAACACUUUGUAGUGAGGACCGGUGAUAUUAAUGUGCCAUAAGUGACCAUUUGAUUUAAGUAGAUAUAACAUAAUUAUAUUAUUUAUACUGUACUUAACGACAAAGACAAAAUAAUGUAAGUCACCGGAAGAAGGUUGAGGUUUUAACAUUUUUAUUUGAGUAUGAGCAAGAUUUGGUGUUAAAGAUCUGAGAAAAGUCUGUACGAACAUGUCGAUGAAUGAAACAGUACCCGGUCACGUGACCAUUUACAGACUUUGUUUUGUUUAUUCUUUAAUUAAGGCUGUGACUAAAUACAGAGUUGGUGCGCCCGUGAUAUAUUACAGACUCCGGUAUAUACCGGAUUAACUAAAUUUGAACAAAAAUACCUUAAAUGUAUAUAUUUUGUAACCAUGGUGAUUCUAACCCUAACCUUUAGUCAAUAUAUUAUGCACAUUAUACACUAAAUGCAUGCGGACAUGCAAAAAAAUGAGUAUUUUUGCCGUGCGUUCCAUUUGAUAAUAAUUACGCGCAUGCGCCGAACGGCUGCACCAACUCUGCAAUGAGAAACAUUCUUUAAUUAGACCGUGCAGGGAGUGUGUAUCUAUUCUUUUAAUGAGUGAUUACAACAUUAUUUUUUAAAAUGUGCUACGUUCCAAAAUAUCUGCAUCAGAUAUUGCAUAACAAAAACUCUGCCUGGAUCUUAUACGUUAUAAAAGUUGUAUGCAUAUUAUAUAUUUCCAUUUUAGUUAAAUAUGAAAUUAAAUAUGUAUUGUUAAAAGCAUUAAGGAAUAAAGACGCAAAUACCAUAA
Mercenaria mercenaria is the source of this 5126-nucleotide messenger RNA. RefSeq names its product proteoglycan 4-like. NCBI's taxonomy places the organism in Eukaryota, Metazoa, Mollusca, Bivalvia, Venerida, Veneridae. Bases 92 to 3472 code for a protein of 1126 amino acids. The record is from RefSeq and is a predicted model, not a curated record. The transcript has 17 exons.